AUGUACUCGUUUCAAAACUCCAAGAUUUUCAUCAUCUUUCUUUCUCUCAUUUCUCUCUCCUCCUCUCUGUCAUCCUAUUCUCCUCAGUUGGAAAUCCUGUAUUGGCCUAUCUCCAGCAGCGAACCUUCGGUACUUGCGCAUAUCUCAUACGAUCCCGCAUCGCUAAAGUCGGACCUAAUCAACUAUUUCCCUCCCGCCGACCUGUCAAAUAGCCCAGUCCGCGUAGGCUUUUACGUUACGGCGCCCACAAAUCAGAAGCACUGGGUCGGCACAACCGCGGCUGCGUCCUUGCUGGGGCCCAAUGAUGCACAAAAACCACGCCUCCGCCUACAUAUCAGUCCGUUAAACGAAAUAUAUCAUGUCUCCUUGAGCUCUGCAGCUGCAUCUAUCUCCUCACCCGAUAGCCUCCUACUUGAACUUGUGACAGAUGAAUUUGGCCCCCAUCCACACCUCAACCGCCCCAUUGUUGUUGGUCCAGACGGUAAGAAACCGCAGGAAGAACCCGAGAAGACCUUGUUUCAAAAGUAUUGGUGGGUGCUCCUUAUAGUUACAUUCUUAGCCAUGUCCGGGGGCGGGGAACAGCAAUGA
Aspergillus versicolor CBS 583.65 is the source of this 588-nucleotide messenger RNA. RefSeq lists its product as uncharacterized. NCBI's taxonomy places the organism in Eukaryota, Fungi, Ascomycota, Eurotiomycetes, Eurotiales, Aspergillaceae. The record is from RefSeq and is a predicted model, not a curated record. Bases 1 to 588 code for a protein of 195 amino acids. The transcript has 2 exons.